UCCGUCGCCCCUUGGCGUAGGCUUGGCUGUGUCUAAUCUAAUCGCAACCGAUUGCUCUGUCCCAGCAUAGAGUGGACGAGGGACAACAAAAAGUAAAUAAAAAUGGACGAGCACGAUUACCGGAGCGUGAUUAUCUACCAUGCCCGAAAUCGGUACUACUACACGAUGCAGCGUUCGGCGCUGGAGGCGAUGGCCAAGUACACGAACGAGGUGAGCUUCCGCUUCCUGAACGGGCUCGCCCUGAUACUGGACGGCUUCCGGCUGCAGGAGGGCAUCCGCGAGCUGAACCAGCUGCGCAGCGAGCCGGACCUCGGCAUGGCGGUGACGCUCUGCCUGAUGUACACGCACAAACGGUGCCACGUCGUGGACAAAGAGGAGCUGAUCAGCCUGGACGGGCAGCUGAAGGAGGAGCGCAAGCGGCUCACCGCCCAGUCGGCCUACUACGCCGCCCUGUUUCUGCACCUGAGCGGCAAAACGGAGAAGGCGAAGGAGUACGCGGACAAGGCACUGCGGCUGGCGCCGAACCACGCGGACAUGCUGUCGCUCAAGGGCUGGUGCGAGCUGCAGCUCGGCCGCACGACCAACCAAACGCUGGAGCUGUUCGGGCGGGCCCUCGAGCUGGGCGGCAAGCAGCUGGACGCGUACCUCGGCCAGGUGCGGUUCUACCAGCUGAACAACGAUUUCGAUGCGGCCACCGCGGUGCUGAACCAGGUGGCGGUCGGCUUCCCGACCAUCAUCAUACCGCUGGUGGAGAAGAUGAAGACGCACCUGGCGAACUGGCACUGGGAGCACACGGCCGAGCUGGCGAACCGCAUCCUGGUGGAGAAGCCGGCCAGCCUGGAAGCGCUCACGGUCAAGAUCAUGGUGCUGAUCGUGAAGGAGGGCAACUGUGGGGCGGGCGCCAGCGCCCUGCAGUACCUCGCCAGCUCGGUGGAGAAGAUCGAGCCCGGCAACGGGGAGCUGUUCCUGCAGCUCGGCCAGCUGUACUCGGUGGUGUGCGGGCGGGACGCGGGCGUGCUUGCGGAAACGUUCAAGCUGGUCGAGCGGGCGGUCAAGCUGAAGGGCUCGAACGCGGACUACCUGACCGAGCUGGGCUACCAGGCGAUCCUGCAGCGGCGGUACCGGGAGGCGGUGGCUCACUUCAAGACCGCCACCAAGGUGAACGACAGCUCGAUCCGCACGCUGUGCGGGCUGACCCUCUGCCAGCUGCUCGAGAGCGGCGUGUCGGACCAGGUGAAGCAGCAGCUCGAGUUCCUGGCCGAGAUACAGGGCCGCACGCCGAACCCGCUGCUGCUGUACAUGACCGCGAAGCUGCACGCGGACAGCGACCCGGCCAAGGCGACCGAGCUGCUGCUGGCCGCCUCGGAGGCGCACUUCAAAAACCUCAAAGCCGUCCCGUACGGUCCGGAGUAUCUGCGGCUGUUCAAUCCGGACUUUCUGCUGCAGCUGGUGCACGAGCUGCUGGCGCACUCGCCCGUCAAGGGCAUCCUGUCGGUGGACACGCAGCACGCCACGCCGGGCGAGCUGCAGCAGCAUCCGGUGCUGCUGCAGGCGGCCAACCUGCUCGAGUCGGUCGUGAAAGCCUGCCCGGGUCUGGUCGAGGCCGUCUAUCUGCUGGCGGUGGUGCAGCGGCUCGGCGGCGAGGUGGCGCUCGCGACCGCCACGCUGAACCGCAUCCUGCAGGAGCUCGAUCCGGGCUACUCGCACGCGCACCUGCUGCUGGCCGAGGUGCACAUCGAGCAGAAGCAGUACCAGCGGGCGGCCCAGAGCCUCGAGAUUUGCCUCAGCCACAGCUUCAAGGUGCGGGAGAACCCGAUGUACCAUCUGCUGUACGGCAUGAUACAGAAGCACCAGCAGCAGUACGAGGACGCGCUCAAGAGCUUCACUGCGGCGAUGGGACUGUGCGGCAUCAGUGCGACGGUCGGCGCCGGUGGCACGCCACUGAACGCUUCCACCACUGCGAAAGCUGCUGCUGGCCCUGACGGCCAGCAGCUCAACAUAGCGGAUCGGCUCACGCUCUACCUGGAGGUGAUUGAGACGCAGCAAAAGCUCAACCAGCACACGGAGGCGCUGAAGCUGCUCGAGCUGGUGUCGGCCGAAUUCGGCGGCACGUCCGAGGAGGGCCGGCUGGUGCUGGCGAUGGCGGACUUUUACCUGCAGCAGGGCAACCAGACCAAGGCGAUCGAGCUGCUGAAGCGCAUGCAACCGAACCAGCCGUACUACGUGCAGGCGAAAACGAAGAUGGCCUACAUCUAUCUGCACCAGCGCAAGGAUCGGCUCGCGUUUUCCCAGUGCUUCCGCGAGCUGGUCGCCAACUGUCCGAGCGCGUCGAGCUACCUGAUGCUGGGCGAUGCGUACAUGUCCAUCCAGGAGCCGGACGACGCGAUCAAGGCGUACCGGGAGGCGAUCCGGCAGAGCCCGCACGAUGCGCUGCUCGCGAGCAAGCUCGGCCGGGCGUACGUGCGCACACACCAGUACCAGAAGGCGAUCGCCUACUACCAGGAGGCGAUACUGCACCCGGAAAACUAUCCGCUCAAGCUCGAUCUGGCCGAGCUGUACCUGAAGCUGAAGCAGUACCAGAACGCCGAACAGACGCUGGCCGACGAGCUCAACAGUCGUGUCAGCGAUUCGGACGAGCUGUCGGCGUUGCAGGUGCGCACCAAGCAGUAUCUGCUGCUGGCCCGCAUCCGCGAAAAGGCCGGCCAGCUGAAUGCGUCGCUCCAGACGCUGAAGGAGGCGCGGGAAAACCAGCUGAAGGUGCAGCACCGGCUGCUGCUCGACCAGACGGCGGCCGGGCUGCCGGGCGAGCAGCACAAGAUGCUGGCCCGGAUCUGCGUGCUGAUGGCGGAGCAGUCGCAGGCGAUACGGGACAACGAGCAGAUGAUACAGCACUACCGGGAGGCGCUCAAGUACACGCCGAACGAUACCGGCGUGCUGGCGGCCCUCGCCCGCAUCUACAUGCAGCUGAACCGGAUGGACGAGUGUCAGGCCACGUGCGUCCAGAUCGUGCAGCUCGAUCCGAACAACGAGGUGGCGCUGGUGAUGAUGGCCGACCUGUCCUUCCGCCGGAUGGACUUUGAAAAUGCGGCCUACCACUUCUCGCAGCUGCUGCUCUACCAGCCCACCUACUGGACGGCGCUGGCCCGGCUGAUCGAGGUGCUGCGGCGCAGCGGCACGCUGGUCGAGGCGGCCACCUUUCUGCAGCGGGCCGAGGAGGAAGCGACCCGGUCGGACGGUGAGGCGGGCCUGAGCUACUGCAAGGGGCUGUGCGAGUGGUACCGCGGCAACCCGAACAGUGCGCUGCGCCUGUUCAACUACUGCCGGCGGAACGAGGAGUGGGGCCAGCAGGCGAUAUACAACAUGAUCGAGAUCUGUCUCAACCCGGACGGCGACCUGCCGACCGAAGGGUCCGUCAUCGACAUCGGGGCGGACGAUCUCGAGAUAAAGGAUUCGCGCGCGAUGGCACUGCGCACCGCCGAACGGCUGCUGAACGAGCUGAAGCCCCGGCCGGGCGUGCUGGACAACGAGGCGCUCAACCAUCGGCUGCUGGAAAACUUUCUGCUGGUCGCGUCCCGCCACAAGCACAACGUCGAGCAGGCGCUGCAAAACUUUACCGCCAUCGCGUCCCAGGACGAGUACAUCGGGGCGAUCUACGGCAUGGCGGUGACGCACGUCAUACUGAAGCAGGGCCAGCGGGCGAAGAACCAGCUCAAGCGGGUGGCGAAAAACGCGUGGACGUUCGAGGAGGCCGAGUAUCUGGAGAAGUGCUGGCUGCUGCUCGCCGACCUGUACAACCAGGCGGGCAAGUACGAGCUGGCGACCGAUCUGCUGAAGCGCGUGCUGCAGCACAACAAGUCGUGCAUGAAGGCGUACGAGCUGUGCGGUAUCGCGUUCGAGAAGGAGCAAAACUAUCGGGCCGCCGCACUGUACUACGACAGCGCGUGGCGGUACUGCGGCAAGUCGAAGCCGAACGUCGGCUACAAGCUGGCGUUCAACUACAUGAAGAACAAGCGGUACGCGGACGCGAUCGACAUCUGCCAGCAGGUGCUGAAGCUGCAUCCCGAGUACCCGUCGAUACGGAAAGACAUUUUGGAAAAGUGCCGCAACAAUCUGAAGGUGUGAAGGAGGGCAAACCCCACUGCUGGGCCACCACCUCAAGUAGUUGAUAUACACCGUAAAGGAUGGCAUGUAUACGUGAUUUCUAGCGAACCAGGGCAUUGGCAAACGUUGGCAGAGUGAAAGAUCAUUUUUAACAUUCCCAAAAUCGCACAAUCUCGCAAAUGAUGAAAUUUAUACACCCACCAAGUGCACUUCCAGUUUGGUACAUUGUGUAGCACACACUUUUAGGCAAUAAUAUUUAUUCACCUGCACAUGGCAGUUUUAAUCA
Anopheles coluzzii is the source of this 4387-nucleotide messenger RNA. Its product is annotated as tetratricopeptide repeat protein 21B-like. Gene Ontology annotation, biological process: intraciliary retrograde transport; protein localization to cilium. The record is from RefSeq and is a predicted model, not a curated record. The coding region runs from base 103 to 4122 and encodes 1339 amino acids. The transcript is spliced from 2 exons. Lineage: Eukaryota; Metazoa; Arthropoda; Insecta; Diptera; Culicidae. Gene Ontology annotation, cellular component: intraciliary transport particle A. Gene Ontology annotation, molecular function: protein binding.